AUGACCCGCGGCCUCCCUCCCAGCCUGCCCAGCGAGCUCCCCAAAAUGGGCUCCUUCCGCAGGCCCAGGCCUCGCUUCAUGAGCUCCCCGGUGCUCAGCGACCUGCCACGAUUCCAGGCCACCCGGCAGGCAAUGCAGCUGGGCUCCAACUCUGCCUGGAACAGUGUCCAGACUGCUGUAAUUAAUGUCUUCAAAGGAGGCGGCUUGCAAAGCAACGAGCUCUAUGCCCUGAACGAAAACAUCAGGAGGCUGCUCAAGAGUGAACUCGGAUCGUUCAUCACAGACUACUUCCAGAACCAGCUUCUUGCAAAAGGACUGUUCUUUGUGGAGGAGAAGAUUAAGCUGUGUGAAGGUGAAAAUCGCAUUGAGGUUCUGGCUGAAGUCUGGGAGCACUUCUUCACUGAGACCCUUCCUACCCUGCAGGCAAUAUUUUACCCAGUUCAGGGCCAGGAGCUGACCAUCCGCCAGAUCUCCCUGCUGGGGUUCCGAGACCUGGUGCUGCUGAAGGUGAAACUGGGUGACCUGCUGCCGUUGGCCCAGUCCAAGCUACCCCCGUCCAUUGUCCAGAUGCUGCUUAUCCUGCAGAGUGUUCACGAGCCCACAGGCCCAAGUGAGAGCUACCUGCAGCUGGAGGAGCUGGUGAAGCAAGUGGUCUCUCCGUUCCUCGGCCUCAGUGAGGACCGCGGCUUCUCAGGCCUCACGUACACACUGGGCAGGCGACAUUCCAGGGUCCGGCCCAAGAUGACUCUUCUGAACUAUGCUUCCCCGAUGACCAUGGUCAGCCGGCCCCUGAAUGAGAUGGCCCUGACCCCCCUGACUGAGCAAGAAGGGGAGGCCUACCUGGAGAAGUGUGGCAGCGUCCGGCGGCACACGGUGGCCAAUGCCCACUCAGACAUCCAGCUGCUGGCCAUGGCCACCAUGAUGCAUCCGGGCUUAGGAGAGGAGGCCGGCGAUGAGGACAAGUGUCUGCUCCUGCCCCCCAGCUUUCCCCCUCCCCACCGGCAGUGCUCCAGCGAGCCCACCAUCACUGACAGCCCCGAGGAACUGGAGGGGGUGGCAGCGGCCAGCCAGGAGGAUGAGGGGCUCAACUGUGCCUCCCUCAGCUGA
Elephantulus edwardii (Cape elephant shrew) is the source of this 1107-nucleotide messenger RNA. It is a transcript of the gene PRR5L, whose product is annotated as proline rich 5 like. The record is from RefSeq and is a predicted model, not a curated record. Gene Ontology annotation, biological process: TORC2 signaling. Bases 1 to 1107 code for a protein of 368 amino acids. NCBI's taxonomy places the organism in Eukaryota, Metazoa, Chordata, Mammalia, Macroscelidea, Macroscelididae. The transcript is spliced from 8 exons. Gene Ontology annotation, cellular component: TORC2 complex.